Molecule: messenger RNA, 2685 nt
Organism: Theileria orientalis strain Shintoku
Lineage: Eukaryota; Apicomplexa; Aconoidasida; Piroplasmida; Theileriidae
Exons: 3
Coding region: 1-2685 (894 amino acids)
Source: RefSeq, a predicted model, not a curated record
AUGUAUUUAAAUAUAGUUAAAAAUAAUGUAAAAUAUUUAUUCCAUCAGAAGAGAUAUAAUAUAGAAGCUAAUUCGAAUCGUUGUGAAUACAAUGAUGUGAUUCCAUUCAGUUUUAACGAAAUAGAUAAAAUUGUUAAAAAAAGGAACAACAUUUCUGAAAAAUCUAUACACAUAGAUAAAUUGCACAGAAAUGUAUUUUAUAAGUUCAUUAGACAAACUAAUUCGAUAAUUUACUCGAACGUAUCAUUAAAUAAACCAGUUAAAAAUAAUAUAACAGAGACCGUUUCAUCAGAUAAUUUGAAUAAUAAAAGGGAACCUGAAGAAGAAAUAGUGUGUAACCAGAUAGAGAGGAUUCUGGGAUCUCUGGACAAAGAUAACUUAAUUAUCGUCUUGCAAAGGUCUCUCGCUGCACACUACCACUCAAAGUUAAAAUGCUGGUAUAGCCUCUCAACGAAGACACUUAGGCACUGCUUUUUGAAUGAACAGAAGCUCGGGUGUGAAGACUUGGUUAAGAUUUUGGCCUCCCUGAGCAAGUGGAGGUUCCACAGUCUGUCAGAAUUUGGGAAUAAGAUAGACUUUUACAUACUCUUGAAUCACAAAUGGGACACGUAUCAAGCGUCGCAGGUGCUCUGGAGUUUGUGCCACUUGAAUUUGUUUACACUCAAGGCGUUUGAUUAUUUAAAUGACAUAAUAGUAGGUAAAUUAAGUUCAAGCACCCUGAAUAAGACAUUGGCCUUAAACAGUAAUGUACCGGAUUCACAGAAUAAUGAGGUUUCAGCUCCUGAAACUGGAGAUGGUGAACAGGAUUUUGGUUUGAAUGAAGAUUUUUAUGAAAACAUUCACAGGAUUGCGUCGGCUAAUUUAACGAGGCUGUCAAAAACUGGUAUCAGUAGUCCCGUGUUGAGCUCCAUACACGACUACCUGAGUAAAAAUUUGGUGAUUCUAAAGUGUUUAGACACGAAAACGAUGUUGUCAGUAACGGCUUUGUUUCCACACGGAGUGUAUAACGAUAAACUCACAAUUUCAGUACUUGAAAUUUUAGCGAGCUCGUUUUAUCGUUACACUCAGGCGCAAGCAGUGCAAAUUUUGUAUAAUUUCGCAAUUGUCCACUCAGAUCUGUCUCUCAGGGCUAGGGACCUUGUGAUUAAGCUGCUUUAUCAAUUUAGGGUCUUGGUGCUCUCUUCAGACUGCACAUUUAUUCCGAGUGCUGUGUGUAAACUGUUGUACGCAUCAAGAGUUUUUCUAAGCAAUUUUGACAUCAACUUUGUGUCAAAAUGUCUAUCUGAUCUUAACGCAAAUUUACAUCUGAUUGGACAAUUUUCACUCGUAGGAAAUAUGUUGUGUUUAAAUCAAAUGGUUAAUGAAUUUGGAAGUAAGUUGGACUCUCGACAGAGGGAAAAUAUAGCCAACACCAUGAACAACUUGAUCAAGUUUGACGAAAACGGGAGCUUUAGUAAACUGGUGGAAGGUUCAUUGGUACCACUGGAAAAUAUGAAGCUAUGGCACCUGUCUGUUGUUAAUAACAUUGAUGGUAAACGAAACACAGAUAGCACCUUAGGUUUGGUGAGUAACCUUAACAUGUACAAUGCUACGAGGCUGAACGAUUCCUUUAGCGAUUUUUAUGAGACGUGCAAGGGAGAAAACUAUAUGUCCUCAAUGAAAAACCUCGUUCUAUUUAUCGCACUACUAAACGUGUUCAAAAGAGAAGUUGCAUUUAGUAAUGGACACAUACCAAGUGUUUCAAAUGCCCUAAUUAAAAUUUUAACUAACAUAUUUAAAGAGGAUCCCAGUGAAAUGGGAAAUGAGUGUAAAGCAGCUGUAAAUUAUUUGGAAGACACGCGGGGUUCCAGAGUAGUAGAAAAUGAUGAAGUUGUUAUAGUCAAGUUCUGGCAACUUAUUAGGCUAUUCAAAGGGGAAGCGAGUGUGUGCAACGUUAGUGGAUGCAAUGGCACGAAUAAGGAUGAGAUGGCCAAAGAAUUAUUUGACAGCUUCUACUCUCACACUUACAGUAACCGUAGUUAUUCAAGAAGUGGAAAUGGCAGAGAAAACUCAGCAGUUAAUUGUUACACAUCAGAAGAUGGAACAAGCAGAGGUGGUGAAGUGGAAGUAAAAGAAAGAGAGGAUGAUGACAGGAGUAACAAAUACAUAAAUAAGUAUUUACAAUCGAGUUGCAGGCCCAUUCAGGUGGAUUUAGUGUAUACGAAGCUGUUCUUCUUGCAAGACCACCCCAAAUAUUUCAUCAGACUAAUGCCGUCAAUAAUCAUAGGAGAAGCCCUAAACACGAAAGCGCAUGACCUUGAUAUAUUUAAGAUAGCAGAUUUGCUGGAACGGGAGAAACAGUGGAAUUGCCUAUCCAGGUACUUGGAUGCCAAUGGUGGCUCAUUUGGCCAUCAGCCUUCUACAAGUUAUGAAAAGAAAAGUGAGGAAUUAGAAGGCUCUAAAGUACAAUUACGAGGUUUUUACAGCAAUUGGAACGUGUCGGAGAUGGAAAUAGACUAUAUACUCGAGAACCAGUACACAGGCCCUUGGAUGUGCCCAUAUAUUCUGAAAAACGCCUCAAAUCAGACGAUUUUAAUUUUUCAAAUGAAAAACAAAGAAGUAAGCAACUUGCAUAUAUUCGAUGUUCUGAGAAGGGAUGUUUUGACCAAGUUUGGGUACAACUUUAUUGAACUGUGUUAUUGGUAA